AUGACCUUCGACUCACUCAACCACAAGCAAUAUCUCCAGCUCGCACUAGACGAAGCGUGCAAGAGUCCGCCCAAGCCGACCAAUUUCUGCGUAGGUGCAGCUCUGGUAUCCCCCUCACGCAAUACCAGGGUCCUGGUCACUGGCUACACCCUCGAGUGUCCCGGCAACACGCACGCCGAGCAGUCAUGCUUCAUCAAGUAUGCACAAUCCAAUGGCUGCGGCGAAGACGACCUAGGCGACCAUCUCCCCACAGACACGAUCCUCUAUACCACUAUGGAACCCUGCAAUAAGAGGAGCAAGGGCCAUGCGCCUUGUGUUGACCGAAUCUUGGAUCUCAAGCGAAGCGACGGAAGUCAGGCCAUCAAGAUUGUCGUGGUUGGUGUCGCCGAACCAGAGACUUUUGUCGGUGUCAACGACGGCAAGAAGAAGUUGCAGGAUGCUGGCAUACAUGUGGUACACAUUCCAGGCCUCGAGGAGCAGAUUUUGGCAACAGCAACAGCAGGUCACACGAAUGGGAAAGAACCAGCACAUCACAAGAGAAACGAAAGCAAGAACGACAUCGACAACGGCGUCGUGGGCAUGAACUGGAACCUUUCGAAAGUGCCCAGCAAUGUCUCGAAGAGCAAGUGGGGUUCUGGCAGCACAUACACCGAAUGA
This is a messenger RNA of Fulvia fulva, 657 nucleotides long. RefSeq names its product Bifunctional protein RIB2. The transcript has a single exon. Gene Ontology annotation, molecular function: catalytic activity. Lineage: Eukaryota; Fungi; Ascomycota; Dothideomycetes; Mycosphaerellales; Mycosphaerellaceae. The record is from RefSeq and is a predicted model, not a curated record. The coding region runs from base 1 to 657 and encodes 218 amino acids.